GGCGUCCACAAGGUUGGUUUAGAGUUGGAUAGCCCUGACACAUCUGACAUCAUAUCGGGACCACAGGAUACGCCGGUGAUGUCACGGUGCUUGACGGUUUGGCUAUUUGCCUGUGCCAUGGCAUGCCAUACAUAUUCUUGAGGUAUGAGUGGCACUUUACCUAGUUAAACCCGGGAGGAAGGAGAAAAUGGCGGUUUAAAAGCUUCUUUUUUCCUUUUCAUACAUGACUUUCUUCCCCGGAUCCCUGGACGACAUUCCAGCCAUCAUCCUGUGAUUUACACUGAUUGCCUCCACAAAAUUGGAGUUUCCAGGUUCCAGUUUAAUCAUGAAAGCUUGGUGUUAACAUAAAGGGCGGGUUCUCGGCCUUCAACUCGCUCUCAGUGGUUUAUAUUCUGUCGGUAUAAAGGGGUAGUGAUCCGCUUCCAGGAGCGUCAUUCUUAUCAUUUUCUUGAGAAUCGUUUGGAUUAGUUUAUUUUGCUUUCUUCCCGCUUGCGCAGUUAACUUGAUUUAAAGGCAACUUGCUUGUAUAUUUAUACCCAUCUGUCAUGAGACCACCGAAGGCCAUCAUCUCUGUUCCCUUGAAACGGAAGGAUGGUUUAGCUCUCGAAGAGCUGUCUGACAAUAUUGAUGCAGUCAAUGCUCUCAACGCCACUUUGAAGAAAGAAAAGGGGUUAUACGAUGAGUCCGAAUUUGACAAAGAAAAAGACAAAUCCCGCUUCCGCCAAUACGAACUCGCCUGUGAAAAAGUGAAGCAGUUCUACCUCGAGCAGCAUGAGAAGCAGACGGUCGCCUACAACCUCAAGGCCCGCAAUAAUUUCCGCGCAAAGACCCGUGCUUACAUGGGCAUAUGGGACGCUAUCGAAAAACUAAACACCCUCAUUGACGACUCUGACCCUGACACCUCCCUCACACAGAUUGAGCACCUGCUCCAGGCCGCCGAGGCCAUCCGGCGUGAUGGCAAGCCGCGCUGGAUGCAGCUGACCGGCCUCAUCCAUGACCUUGGCAAGCUGCUCUAUUUCUUCGACGCCCAGGGCCAGUGGGAUGUAGUCGGCGACACGUUCCCCGUCGGCUGCGCCUUUGAUGAUCGCAUCAUAUACACGUCCGAGUCCUUCAAGAAGAACCCAGACUACGGCCAUGAAAUCUACGGGACAAAAUAUGGUAUAUACAGCCCCGGUUGCGGGAUGGAUAAUGUCAUCCUGUCCUGGGGCCAUGACGAAUAUCUAUACAACGUUGUCAAGGACCAGUCGCUGCUCCCGCCUGAAGCGCUGGCGAUUAUCCGGUACCAUUCCUUUUAUGCCUGGCAUACCUCGGGCGCGUAUAUGGAGCUCAUGGAUGAGCAUGAUAAGGAUAUGCUUGAGGCUGUGAGGGCGUUUAAUCCGUAUGAUCUGUAUAGCAAGACUGAUGAUAUUCCGAAUACAGAGGAAUUGAAGCCAUAUUACCUCGAGCUCAUUGACGAGUUCUUCCCCCAGAAAAUAAUCAGGUGGUAGGGCUAGUUUCCAUUUGGUAGCUUUUCCCUUUCUCCAUCUGUUUUAUGGCUCCGGAGGUGUUAAUUUUAGUUUUGUAUGAGAAUACGUCGUAACGCUGUUUUCAUACUCCGUGCCUGAAUUCGCAUGAUGAACGACAUGAUAAGUUUGCCUGCAGCAUUGGAGUGGAACUCUGGGUUGUUUAUGGCCCCCGUUGUUUCGUAUCUCAUUGAUAUUAGUUAGGCAUUUUGUGGGAUACACGCACUCUGAUCCGCGCUCCAUAUUUUUCCACGCUAUCGUUUGAGAUAUCUAGGAAUUGUCGAGCGCCAGUGCAGGGCUAGCUUUAUGUUACUUUUGUAUCUGUUGGUCUGGACCGCAAAUAGCUAGCUAACAGACACAAAAUAUCCAUCAUCUGAUCGAUAUCGAUUAAAAUUUGCCCCCUCCGCACCUAUCCUGGUCCUUUCUGAGGGUCCCUGGUUUAUUGUUGUCUGCUUAUUUUGGCAAUUAGGACAACGAAAAACCUUAUAUCCCAGCGGUCAUAUGUGGGGACACCUGAGGCGUAAACAAAAAAAUUGCUGAUGCACAUGAUUGAAGGCUGAGAGGUAAUCCACGGUGAGAAGAGGAUCUGACUCAGUCAAACUUUAACUAAUAUGAUAGAUUUAUUAUGGAAUUAUGACAGGCCUGCAAACUCUUGUUUCAGCUGGCUUUUGUAACAUCUUUGGUCUAGGCUUGUAGGACAGGAGGCAAGGCAAAAGCAUAAAAUGACCGGCUGUGUUUCAUCGACUCUCAAAAAUACCCAACAUUAGAAAACUCAAAAUAGGACCAGCUGACAGAACCAACAUACUUUGGCCCACCACUUUGGAAACCCCCGAGCCACCACUAGUAGGACCUUGUUUGGCUUCCGUUUAUUUCAUGAAACAUGACGAUAUACGAGGAGAGCGUCGUCAAUGGUCACUGACCAAUGGCCCUCAUCCUGAAUGCGAGGAUUUUGGGAAUUUCGGUGACAUACCGCAAAGAUCUUGGAUCAAGCUUCUGGCUGGCGUUGUAUUCCGCAUCGAAAUUCGGUUCCUCAAAUGCAUCGAGGACUAAUCCAGCGCGGAGAAAAGGGGAUAAAAUCUCGUGCAUGGGACGGUGGAAAGUGUACUUCAGGCAUUCGCCGGGUUUUUGCCCAUGAUUAGCACAGAGAUAAAUGAUAGAAGUAUAUCCUCAUCAGCAGAAGUGAUAACUGGUUUUCACUUUACAAAGCCCAUAGUAAUAUAAUACGCAAUAUGUACCUGAUAAGAAGGUUGGCCCUUCAGCGCUUCUGCCUUGAUGGGCUCCGGGGCAUGGAGAUAUCUGGUUAUCUUAAGGCUGAUAUGCUCCUCCUCCCGUCCUGUUUCCCGGCUAUCCGCGUACUCGAUCACACGCGUGGAUCCGGCCGUUAUGAAGGGAUGGAGGAGCGUCGCAACAAAUCUAGCAGUUGAGUCACACACAAGGCACGCAGAGAGAAAAAGCAAAUUCUGGAACAGCGCUCUACUCUUCCCUAUAACACCCUCCCACCCUUUCACUCCUGCUCAUAAGAUCUCCAGUUUCCCGAGAAAAGAAACAGGCUACACCUACCGUCCAGUGUUUUGUUUUAGUAGCUUUGGUAGAGCAGCUGCUAAUGGUUCAAGGGUAGGGAUAUCCAUGAUGGCCAUAUUCAUUAUGACGAUAUCGAAUGGACCCUCCUAUCCACGUAGAACGCGAAAACAACAUUUCCGUUAGUUCAAUAUCGCCAGUUCAAUCGAAAAGGGACGCGGUUGUUGGGAUGGACAUAGUAGGACAAAUAUCAGGAAAGAACAUGUCCUACUUCCGCUAUCUCCCUCGCUAUGAAUUUCUCAAAGUCUUCCGUUCUUGUUGCAUCCAAAACCUGGUAAGAUAUUGAGUUGAUAUUUUCUCCAUUAGUAUACACGCCUCUGCGUCUCGCAUGAUCGGUCAUGGCCCUGCUGCCGUCUGUCGCAAUAACGCGAGCACCCUCGGACGCCAGCCAGCGCGCGACAAGCCCAUUUCCUGUCGCAAGGUCCAACGCCCUGUCGCCAGGUUUCACAGCUGCCAUGCGCUCGAGGGCGGGGAGCUCUACGACUCUGUAAUAGUCGUUGCCUUCAUCGCCCAUUCCCUGGUCCCAGAAGCUGGCAUUGUCCUCCCACGCUGCGAGCGCUUCUGCAUUGAUUGGGUUCGUCAUGCUGCAGACAGUGUGUGGAUUCCAGAUGCUGGGAAAGUCAGGGCCUUGUAAUUUGUAGUCUUAUGUUUACCUGGUUUGGAGACGACAGAACGGAGUCGAUGCUACACAAGGAGUUGGCAUC
Messenger RNA from Blastomyces dermatitidis ER-3, 3784 nucleotides. RefSeq names its product inositol oxygenase. Gene Ontology annotation, molecular function: inositol oxygenase activity; iron ion binding. NCBI's taxonomy places the organism in Eukaryota, Fungi, Ascomycota, Eurotiomycetes, Onygenales, Ajellomycetaceae. The record is from RefSeq and is a predicted model, not a curated record. Bases 546 to 1487 code for a protein of 313 amino acids. Gene Ontology annotation, cellular component: cytoplasm. Gene Ontology annotation, biological process: inositol catabolic process. The transcript has 2 exons.